UGCUAGCACCUGUCAACCAAACUCACUGAAGACACGAGAGAGUCGCCCUAGGUCACGAGUUAGGGAGGCUUGUCGACGAGGCAAAAUGUCGCUAACGAACCUCCCGCCUCCACUUAGCGACAUUUCGAACCAGCUCAAUAGGAGCUUCACUCAGUUAAAGACCACCUUUUCAAAGAUUGACAAGUGCGAAGACCCCUCUCGACAAAGUCAAUUGCUGGAAGAUGUCACGCCGAAACUCAGAGAGUGUAGAAGGUUAAUUCAGGAAUUCGAACGCGAAAUGAAAGACCAAGAAGCUAAGAACUCACCAGAAGUCAACAAAAUGCUUCAGGAGAAGAAGAGGGCCCUUGUGAAGGAUCUGAAUGCCUUCGUAACUCUAAAAAAAACCUAUCAGGGCGCUAUUCAGGAAGGCCAGAAGGUGAAGCUGGGUGAAGACGGAAGGACGGCUGAAGUUGUGGGGGCUCCCAGACUAGCAUCGGCAAUGACGAAUGCUCAGCUGAUGGAGGAGGGGAAUCGUGUCUUGGGGCAAACGGACCAAUCUGUUCUAAGAUCCAAGCAGGUUGUUGAGAACACUAUCAACAUUGGGGCAGCAACAGCCACGACUCUGAAGGGACAGACAGAACAAAUGGAACGAAUUGUCGAUAAACUUGACAAUCUGGAAUUCUCCCUCAAGCGUGCAACCAAGCUUGUAAAAGCUUUGGGACGACAGAUGGCAACAGAUAAAUGCAUCUUGGCAAUGCUGGCGUUUGUUAUCCUUGGAGUGAUUGCCAUCAUCGUUGUCAAGAUUGUGGACCCGCAUAACAAGAAGCUAAGUGACUUUGGACCCCAGGCGCCCCCUGCUACAAACUGAAGUAAUAUUUUACUCAUUGAAGAUUACGCAAUUGCUUUCAAGAUUAGUAACUUACACAAUCAAGCAGCAGCCCUCAUUGCAUCACAGACAAGUGGUACAGUUGGUAUUCCCAUUCUGUUCCUCUUAAAGUUGGUAGUUCAUCUCCUGUCCACCCUCCCUGGUAGCUACUCUCCUUGACGCCCUUGGUACCAUAAAGAGAUCACACACACACAUACACGCACAAGAAUCAACAGAUGAUGUGCCAUAUAUGCAUUCAGACUCUGCAGAUGGCUUUUUUAU
Molecule: messenger RNA, 1126 nt
Organism: Closterium sp. NIES-67
Lineage: Eukaryota; Viridiplantae; Streptophyta; Zygnematophyceae; Desmidiales; Closteriaceae
Source: the annotation of a GenBank genome assembly